GUCCGGAGAGGUUCUCCCUGUUCCCGCGUGUCACAUUUCCCCAUUGGGAAACACAGUGAGGGAUCUGGGUGUCCCGGAAUCCUGAAAUGGAGCUGGUGUCAUUUGAGGACGUAGCCGUGGACUUCACCUGGGAGGAGUGGCAGGACCUGAAUGCUGCCCAGAGGAGUCUGUACAGGGACGUGAUGCUGGAGACCUACAGCAGCCUGGUGUUCCUGGGGCACUGUAUGAACAAACCUGAGUUGAUCUUCAAGUUGGAGCAAGGACUUGGACCAUGGAAUGUAACAGAAGCCUCAGACAGGAGCCUCCCAGAUUUUCAUAUAUUGGCUGCACCAAUUGUGACCAGCCAGAAAAAUCACAAGGCACACGUGUGGCAAGCUGGAACCACCCAAAAGAAGGCAUCAAAUGGAAAGAUUGUAGAGCUAAAGGGGCAACAGAAGACCCAUCAAGGGUGGAAAUCCUUCGAAAGAGAAGCACAUAGGAAGACGUUUUUUCAGAAACCCCAGAGCACUGGGAUUCAGAUGUCUCCUACAUGUCAGACAGCUCUCCAUUAUAAGGCAACUCUCAGUAAAGGUCAGAGGCUUCAUAACGGGAAGAAAAGCCGUCCGUAUGAGGAAUGCAGGAAAACUGUCUCCCAGAACUCACAUGUUACAGUAUGUCAGAAAACUCUUAUAGAUAUAAAGCUUUGUGGGUGUACAGAAUGCAGAAAAACUUUCUCUUGCAACUCAGAACUCACAAGUCAUCCAAGAACUCACAUACGUAAGAGGCCCUAUAAAUGUAAGGUUUGUGGGAAAGCCUUCUGCUCUCAGGGAAAACUCACUCUACAUCAAAUAGUUCACACAGGUGAGAAGCCCUAUGAAUGUACAGAAUGUGGGAAAGCCUUCUCCCACAAGGCGUACCUCACUCAGCAUAAGAAAAUUCACCUGACCAAGAAGCCUUAUGCGUGUACUGAAUGUGGGAAAACCUUCUACCGCUUACCACACCUUACUUUGCAUAAGAGAACUCACACAAACGAGAAGCCCUAUGGUUGUACAGAAUGCCAAAAAUCUUUCUACUGCCAAUCACAGCUUACUCUACAUCAGCGAACUCACACGGGUGAGAGGCCUUUUGAGUGCAUGGAAUGUGAGAAAUCUUUCUACUACAAGGCACACCUAACUCGACAUCAGAAAGUUCACACCAACAAGAAGCCAUUUGAAUGUAUAGAGUGUGAGAAAUCCUUUUACUGCCAGUCGGACCUCACUGUGCAUCAGCGAUCUCACACAGGUGAGAAGCCCUAUGAAUGUAGGGAAUGUGGGAAAUCAUUCUACCAGAAGUCAAAGCUCAUUCUACAUCAGAGUACUCAUGUAGGCGAGAAGCCGUAUGAGUGCACAGACUGUGGGAAAGUUUUCUAUUGCAAAUCACAUCUCACUCUACAUCAGACAGUACAUUCAGAUGAACACCCAUAUGUAUGCACAGAGUGUGGGAAAUGUUUCUACUAUAAGUCACAGCUCAUUGUUCAUGGAAGAACUCACACAGGUGAUAGACCCUAUAAAUGUGGACAGUGUGGGAAAGCUUUCUCCCGGAAGCCACACCUCGUUCGACAUCAAAGCAUUGCUCACACAGAUAAGAAAAAUUUGAAUGUAGCAAAUGUGGGAAAGGUUUCUACUGCAAGCCACAGCUCACUUUACAUCCACUCGCUUUACGUCAGUGAACGUGAGCAUGUGCCAAGCAUUUUGAAGGAAAAGAAUGCAGGAUAGCUUUCUACUUUAAGGCACGAAUAACAGCAGUGGACAAUUCAGAUGAAGAGCCCUGUGAAUGGGAAGAAAGAGA
Arvicanthis niloticus (Nile rat) is the source of this 1806-nucleotide messenger RNA. The record is from RefSeq and is a predicted model, not a curated record. Lineage: Eukaryota; Metazoa; Chordata; Mammalia; Rodentia; Muridae.